AUGGCAGAUAGUACAAGGAAGAUUGAACAAGUCAGUACUAUAUCACAACCGGCAGUUAGCCAACCGUCAGAAAAUGCUUCCAAAAAUCGAAAAGCUCGCAGGUCUUCAUCUCAUGGAGGUGAUCGACCCGAUGAUGGAACGGAAAGACAGCAAAGGCGAUCAAGAGCCUCCGGAGAGAUUCUUGAAUUAUUGAUAUCGGAAUUUAACAAGUCCUCGAAUCCGUCCUCGGCCGUGCGAAAGAUAAUUGCGACUAAGACCGGGAUGACCGAGAGGUCUGUUCGGAUUUGGUUUCAAAAUAGACGUGCAAAGCAAAGAAAGUUGGAGAAGUUAAAGAAAGUAAAAGAAGAAGAACAACAAAAAGAGCUAGGGGAACGACUUGGUGGGCCAAGUUCAAUGUUACCUCUAGAAAUUAACGAGAAAUAUAGCCUUAUAGAUUGCAGAUCUCUUGCCGUGGGGCAAUGGCAACGAAUACGCUCUGGCUCAAUUAGCAAGAGUUCUCUUGUGGGGAUUCACAAUUUAUCUCCCCGCUUAUUGAAUAAAUCCAUGGACACAACCGAUCUCCUCGUUAUUCUUUCCAAAAAAGAUCAUGAACUGAACUACUUUUUCUCGGGUGUUUUUCAAAAUGAGAAGGUGCUGUUCAGAAUAUUCUUUCCAGUUGCAAACAUUGUCAGAACAUCGUUUAUUGACAAUCAGGCUCAGAAAUCCUCAGGUGAUUCCGAGAAGAAUAUGAACAUUUCUCCUCAUACUCAGUUACAAAUGGAACUUUCGGCUCCUCCUAAAUUUGCUGUUCAUUUCUUUCGAGAUCCGAGUACCGGACGGGAGAAUGCAAAUAAAUGGUCUAUUUGUGAGGACUUUAGCGAGGGUCAGCAAGUUGGAAGUGCACAUAUUGGUGAAAAUGGUACCGGCAUUCCGCAUGUUUUAGCUGGAAGUAUACCGCAUCUUCAAUAUCUAAAUACAGCCAUUUUAUCAUACUGCCAGUCUGCUUCUCGGCAGUCAUUCCCUGGUCCUUCUACUGAACCACAACUUUUCGAAGCUGCGCCAUUGUCAGCCGACCAGAUGCAAAUUGAUAAUGGCUCCAGCACAGCUGUUACACCAAUAUCCUUAGGAACAAUGAGUGUCCCUCCUACAGAAGGAAUAAUUGGUAUUAAUGGGGCCGCUGUAUCUGUUCCGAAUACUAUCAACAUGUCAGAUAUUGCUCAUGUGGGAUCGUAUCAACUGGACCCCUAUCAGACAGUCAAUAAUAUACAAAUGAAUGGAGACUCGGCGUCAGGUUUUUCUGGUAGUCCAUCUUUGCCUGGUAUGAACAAUGACUUGGAUCCUUUAUCUGGUGUCUCCACUGAGACACCUCAGGAUGUAUCUCAAUUGCCCUUAAACAGCAACGAUAUCGAUAAACAACUUGAUAAUAUUGGAAACAUCCAAAAGAUGGCCCCAACUUCUUUGGACAUUUUUCAAAGCGACUCGACUCAGCAAACUCCUGUUGAUAAUUUAUUGCUAGGAAAUGAAUCUCAGAUUUUGUCCACAAACUCCUCCGACGAUUUAAACGCGCCAGUCGACCCACAACACGCAAAUACUAAGCCAUUAUUUUUCCGGUGGAAACCAAAACAAAGAUUCGGAAAUAGGAUCUGCUGA
Brettanomyces bruxellensis is the source of this 1629-nucleotide messenger RNA. RefSeq lists its product as uncharacterized. The transcript has a single exon. Gene Ontology annotation, cellular component: nucleus. Gene Ontology annotation, molecular function: RNA polymerase II transcription regulatory region sequence-specific DNA binding; DNA-binding transcription factor activity, RNA polymerase II-specific. Gene Ontology annotation, biological process: regulation of transcription by RNA polymerase II; neuron differentiation. Lineage: Eukaryota; Fungi; Ascomycota; Pichiomycetes; Pichiales; Pichiaceae. Bases 1 to 1629 code for a protein of 542 amino acids. The record is from RefSeq and is a predicted model, not a curated record.